Messenger RNA from Histoplasma mississippiense, 774 nucleotides. RefSeq lists its product as hypothetical. Gene Ontology annotation, cellular component: cytoplasm. The record is from RefSeq and is a predicted model, not a curated record. The coding region runs from base 1 to 774 and encodes 257 amino acids. NCBI's taxonomy places the organism in Eukaryota, Fungi, Ascomycota, Eurotiomycetes, Onygenales, Ajellomycetaceae. The transcript has 4 exons.
AUGGUUUCGCAGGAGGAAGCGUCUGAAUAUCAUCUCCUUGGAACCUUCACACGGUUUUCCACACGUGUGGAAACUCUUUUGGAAUAUUACCAGAUCCCAUACCAGAAAACCUUUGUUAAGCUGUCCGAAGUCAAGGAGCAUUCUCAGUCUGGCUUUGUGCCCGCCCUCACCGCCCGUUCCUUGUCCGUGGAUACACAGAUCACCGAUAGCCUCUCCAUCUGUGAAUACCUAGCUGAGUCUCACCCGGAACUACCGCUAUGGCCUAAGGAUCACUACCUCCGUGCGCUGGCACGAAGCGCGGUUGCACAAAUGCAUUCCGGCUUCACCGCACUUCGAGCCACCUACCACUCCAACUUCAUAGGAAGAUAUACGGGGAAUAUUCCGGUGUCUGAUGAGGUGAGGAAGGAGAUAGAGCGAAUCCUGGCGAUAUGGGCCGAUGCAAGGCGGAAGACCACAGCACGCUUGAAGGCUUUGGGAGAGGCGGAUGAUGGGUUUUUAUUUGGCAAAUUCGGGAUCGUGGAUUCGUUUUACUGGCCUGUUUUAUGGCGAUUCCGCACUUACAACUUUCCUCUCACAACUGCAGCCCCUGAAGCCGUGAGUUGGAUGAAGAAAAUGUGGAAUGAUCCUGCUAUCAAGCUUGUGAUUUCAGUCUACUUUCGGCAGGCUGAAGAUCCCGAAACGUCCAUGCCUAAGUAUGAAGACGUAUUCAAAGGGCUUGCAGAUGUCAAGUAUGGGGUUUUUACGGAAGAUUGGGAAUUUGUGGAGCCCAAAUAA